Messenger RNA from Arvicanthis niloticus (Nile rat), 2355 nucleotides. NCBI's taxonomy places the organism in Eukaryota, Metazoa, Chordata, Mammalia, Rodentia, Muridae. The record is from RefSeq and is a predicted model, not a curated record.
AUGUGUUCGUUUGUGAGAAUGGGGUCCCCUAAACCUUUGCAAACUUCAGCUUCUCCAUUAGAGAUGAGUUCCCUGAGAAGGACGAGAGCACCUGAAAUCUCGGAACUUGGACUCACCUCAGAACAAAAGGGCGAUAUAAGAGACAGAGUACUUAGGGGAUCAAAAUCUCCCACGGAGCUGGAGUUCCAAUUGAGACUGGAACAAGAUCGAAGAUGGAGGGAGAGGAUGGCACCAUCAGAAGCAAAAUCGCCACCUUGCCAUGCUCUUGGAUUAGGAUUAGAAAGACAUACUAUUUCUGGAUUGCCCACAGAGACGAGUAAUUUAGGACUCCACAAGGGAUCAAAACCUCUGGGUAUGUUACCAGGAAGAGUGGGACCAGAAAACAAGGGCCUUCCACCUUGCCUUCGCUACGGAGGGACACUACACCCUCCUUUGGGCACAGUACAUGGAAGUCCACAGGCCGCAGGGAGCACAAGGAGGCCUCUAGCCUGUGGUUCUGCCUGGACGGAUGCUGUAGGGGAAAAGCAGCCUAUUGUAGGCUCGGAACUAAGAAAAGAACUGGAAAAAGAGCCCACCUGUGUCGUGGUGAACCCCUACACAGAGAUGCCCCCUAAGGAGGUAGACAUCGGGUUGCCACAAACCCAGGAAUCAGAUGAAACCAAGAAUACAGAGCCUCUAAUAGGCUUAGUAAGAGAACCUUCUGAAUGUCCAUUUGCCCAACAACUGGAAGAGAAAAAGGAGCCCGCCAGCACCGAACCCGGAGUGGAGCCUCCAGGGAACAUCAGACCCAUAUAUUCAGGGAAAUUCUUUGAUCGAGUGCCUUGCUGGCCAAGUGCUGGAAAAGUUAAGCCAGUUGGAUACAGAGUUGCAACCUGUUUGACUGAAAAGCUUCCCAGGCUUAUGACUCCCCCAGAGGCAAAGAAGUAUUUCAACUUCAGAUAUCCUCCUGCUGGAGCAGAAAGAGUAUUUUAUGGCAGAGCAAACGAUCCCCAAAUCGCACCUUAUUUGACACAUGGAAUAAGAUCUAAAAUCUCAAUUCCGGUGAGCUCAUUGUUAAACCCACAGCCCAUUACUGCGUUUCAACAGAAAAUUAAAGACAAAAAAGAAUCUAUAUAUUUUAGCCAUCAACGAGCACCAUUGGGAAAAUCUCAUGAUCAAACACCAGGAUUGCCUAAAGGAAUGGAUGUGAUCAACACAACAUUAGGGACACCGACUAUCAGAGCCGAUGACAUCUUAAUAAUAAAUAUAUCUGUCAAUUUCUCAUUUUGUAGGGAAAGAGGAGCAAAAAUUGUCUCCAAAAGAGUUGAUGACUUCGAAGAAAAAUUUCAACACAAACUUGGAAGAGUUUUAGACCCCAUUGCUGAAACUAUGAAUGUUCCCCCAGGGCACACAUUUGGAGCUUGCCUCCAGCCUGAGGAAUAUGGAGCUGGCGAUCUCAUCCAUUACAGAGGCCCAGAUGAAUAUCUUCGUGGGAAGGACCGCCAGAGAGCCCUGGUUGCAGCUGCCCGCCACCACUUAAAGAAAUUUAAUCACCAGCACUUUGACACUUUGCUGCUAGCUUUCAGACACUAUGACAAGAAGGGAGACGGGGUGAUUGACAGAGCAGAACUGCAUGAAGCUUGUGUGCAGGCCAACCUGCAUCUCGACAAGAUGCUCCUGGACCAUCUGUUUGACUACUGUGAUGUGGAUCAGGAUGGCUUUAUUAACUACCUGGAAUUUGCCAAUUUCCUUAACUGGAAAGACAGAGUACCUCUCACUGAGUAUGAGAAGAGGGUCGUCGUUAAAGGUAAAAAACCAGACUGUGAAAAUGUUACUGAGACUAGUACAGGAGAAGCUGAACCAAGGCUUCUGAUAAAUCCUGAAGACAUUGUCCCCAAAGAACCAGGAAGUUCAGAAGAGACAGUCCGGACAAUCCUGAGACCAGGUGACAAAGUCUCUGACAAGUAUAAGACAACGUCUUCUGAGGUCAACGCUGUUGUUGGAGCCGUUCCUUCUAUAUGUUACCCCAUCUACGGUGUUCCAACCAUUCGAUCUGACAUCCCUGCUCCCCGGAUUCGUCGAGUCAGCGACAUGAAUAACUAUGGUGAAGACAGCAAUGCUUACGCCUUGCUGCACCCCUCCAUCUUCUCCCAGAAAGGUGUAUUUGAGAGAGACUUCUUCAAGACCAGGUCAAAGGAAGAGAUUUCAGAUAUAUUAACUAACAUUGGAGUCAAGCUUUCUGAAGAAGAAUUUGAAAAUGUAUGGAAUCGUGCUUCAAAAAAACACCAGCGUGGAGAAGUGUGUGUUGAAACCAUCAGGAAUGCUCUAGACGAGCUACUGCAUGCAGACCUAUUCAAGUGUAAAACGGCCAUGUGA